GCGCGGCCCCCCGAGCGCGGCCGGAAACGCGGGCUCCCACUUGGGGCGCUGCGGGCGCCCGCACCGACGCCGCCUCCAGGAAGCCAAAAAAAAGAGAGAAACGGAAAAGCGAAAAGGGAGAGCGCGGCGAGGGGAGGAGAGCGGGAGCAGCCGCGCCCGCCCACCCGCCCGCCCGGCGUCCCGCGGCCGGCCCCGAGGGGCGCGCAGGCAUCAUGGCCCAGGUCGCAAUGUCCACCCUCCCCGUGGAGAAGGAGGAGCCGUCGGAGAGCAGGAUGGUGGUGACCUUCCUCAUGUCCGCCCUGGAGUCCAUGUGCAAAGAGCUGGCCAAGUCCAAGGCGGAGGUGGCCUGCAUCGCCGUGUACGAGACCGACGUGUUCGUCGUGGGCACCGAGCGGGGACGCGCCUUCAUCAGCGCCAGGACGGACCUGCAGAAGGACUUUGCCCGCUACUGCACAGCGGAGGGGCUGCCCGAAACCCUGCCCGCUGAGGAGAAGCCCAUGGACGCAGGGGAAAGGGACGCUCUCCAGAAGGCCGUGGAGGACCACUUCCGCUCCAGCUACGGGCGAGCCCUGGGGGUGCUGGCGCCCGUGCCUGUCCCCUACGAGCAGGCGCUGGGAGAAGGCGCGGCCCUGGCGGCGCGGGGGCUCCCCCCGGCAGUCGCCUUGCAGCCCCCCGAGAACUACGACCUGGAGACUCUUCGGUGGAUCGUGGAGAACAAGGCCGGGGUCUCCAUCGUCAUAAACAGGCCUUUCCUGGGCCCCGGCACUCGGCUGGAGGGGCCCGGCCCGGGGCCAGCGCCCGAGAGCUCCUCGCGGGCACCCCGGGAGAGCUGCGGCUCCAUCAGCGUGAAAACGGAGCCCAUGGAAGAUUCCGGCUUGUCUCUGAAAGCAGCAGCCGUGUCGGUCAAGAGAGAGUCGGAAGAGCCCAGUUACCACCCAUACGACACGGCAGGAGGCCCGCGUUCUCCCUGCGGUGGUGAAGGCCCGGACGUGGAGCUGCCCAUGGAAGAUUCUUCUCACCAUGGCCCAUCUGAAUCGAGCGAAGACCUGGAGGCCGAGGUGAAAACUGAAGGAGACCGCGGUUCCGCCAGCAGUGCAGCCUCCGCGGCAGGCGUCGAAGACCUCAACAUCGUCCAGGUCACAGUUCCAGAUAACGAAAAGGAAAGAUUGUCAAGCAUCGAGAAAAUAAAACAACUCAGAGAACAAGUCAAUGACCUCUUUAGCCGAAAAUUUGGCGAGGCCAUCGGAGUGGACUUCCCGGUGAAGGUGCCCUACCGGAAGAUCACCUUCAACCCCGGCUGCGUGGUCAUCGACGGCAUGCCCCCCGGGGUGGUCUUCAAGGCCCCCGGGUACCUGGAGAUCAGCUCUAUGCGCAGGAUCCUGGACGCGGCCGAGUUCAUCAAGUUCACGGUCCUCCGGCCACUGCCAGGCCUGGAGCUCAGCAACGUGGGCAAACGCAAGAUCGACCAGGAGGGCCGCGUCUUCCAGGAGAAGUGGGAGCGGGCCUACUUCUUCGUGGAGGUGCAGAACAUCCCCACGUGCCUGAUCUGCAAGCAGAGCAUGUCCGUGUCCAAGGAGUACAACCUGCGGCGCCACUACCAGACCAACCACAGCAAGCACUACGACCAGUACACGGAGCAGACGCGCGACGCCAAGCUGCAGGAGCUCAAGAAGGGGCUGCGCAAGUACCUGCUCGGCAACGCCGACAUGAUGUGCCCCGAGCACCGCCGGGAGCUCGCCCAGGCCCACGCCGCGGAGGAGGCCGGCAUGCCGCCGCCCCCACCGCCCCCGCCACCGCCGCCGCAGCCCCCCGAGGACGUGGCCGGGAACCUCUGGGAGAAGCUGCGGGAGAAGAUCCGGUCCCUGGUGGCCUACUCCAUCGCCAUCGACGAGAUCACGGACAUCAACAACACCGCCCAGCUGGCCAUCUUCAUCCGCGGCGUGGACGACAACUUCGACGUGUCGGAGGAGCUCCUGGACACGGUGCCCAUGACGGGCGCCCGCUCCGGCCACGAGACCUUCCUGCGGGUGGAGAAGAGCCUGAAGAAGUUCCACAUCGACUGGGCCAAGCUGGUGAGCGUGGCCUCCACGGGCACGCCGGCCAUGCUGGACCCCAGCGACGGGCUGGUCACCAAGCUCCGGGGCAAGGUGGCGGCGGCGGCCGGCGGCAAGGGGUCCGAGCUGAAGUCGGUGGGCUGCAUCAUCCACACGGAGGCCCUGUGCGCCCAGCAGCUGAAGAUGGAGCACGUCAUGAGCGUGGUGCUGAGCGCCGUGAACUGGCUGUGCUCGCGGGGCCUGAACCACGGCGGCUUCACCACGCUGCUGUACGAGCUGGACAGCCAGUACGGCAGCCUGCUCUACUACACCGAGCUCAAGUGGCUGGGCCGGGGCCUGGUGCUGCGGCGGUUCUUCGAGUCCCUGGAGGAGAUCGACGCGUUCAUGUCGUCCCGGGGCCGGCCCGUGCCGCAGCUGAGCUCCCCGGACUGGAUCCGCGACCUGGCCUUCCUGGUGGACAUGACCACGCACCUGAACACGCUGACGCUGUCCCUGCAGGGCCACUCGCAGCUGGUCACGCAGAUGCACGACCUGCUGCGCGCCUUCCUGGCCAAGCUGGGCCUCUGGGAAGCCCACCUGGCCAGGAACAACCUGGCCCACUUCCCCACGCUGCGGUCGGUGUCCCGGCGCGAGAGCGACGGCCUGAACUACAUCCCCCGGCUGGCCGACCUCAAGGCCGAGUUCCAGCGGCGGCUGGGCGACUUCCAGCGCUACGAGGCGGAGCUGAGCCUCUUCAGCGCCCCCUUCUCCGCCGCCGUGGAGCGCGUGCAGGAGGCGCUGCAGCUGGAGGUGAUCGACCUGCAGUGCAACACGGGCCUCAGGGCCAAGUUCGAGCAGGUGGGCAUCCCCGAGUUCUACCGGCACCUGUGCGGCAGCUACCCCCGGUACCGGCAGCACUGCGCCAACAUCCUGUCCAUGUUCGGCAGCACCCACGUCUGCGAGCAGCUCUUCUCCAUCAUGAAGCUGAGCAGGACCAAGCUGGGCUCGCAGCUCAAGGAGGCGCCCUGGGAGUCGGUGCUCCACGUGGCCACCUGAGGGCGCGGCCACGGCCCCCCGGGCCAACGGGGACUCUUGGAGUGUUUUUUUUUUUUUUUUUGCUUUUUUUGCUUUUUUGGGUCACACCCGGCGAUGCACAGGCGUGACUCCUGGCUCUGCACUCAGGAAUGACUCCUGGUGGUGCUCGGGGGACCCUUUGGGAUUCUGGGACUCGAACCCGGGUCAGCCACGUGCAAGGCAAACACCCUACCCGCUGUGCUAUAUCGCUCCUGCCCCGGAAAUCUUUCACUAUGUUUUUCUUCUUCCACUUUUCCCCACUCGGACACAGAGAACUUGCAGUAUCGUGUCUGUGCGCCCAGCUCGGCGUCCCCCGAGAGCCCAGUGCAGGAAUCAGGAAAGAUUGAUUGUUCUUUCCAGUCGCUGGUUUUUCCUUUUAUCUUUCUGUUGUUGUUAUUAUUUUUUUUUUUUUGGCGGAGCGCACACCUGUUGGUGCACAGGGGUGACUCCUGGCUCUCUGCUCGGAGAUCUCACCUGCUGGGACUCUGGGGACCAGAUGGGGUGCCACGGAUCGAAUCCUGCUUGAACACAUGCAAGGCAAAGCGCCCCGCCUGCUGUACUACCACUCCGGCCCCUUCUCUCUCUUUCUCUCUGUCUCUGUCUCUCUCUGUCUCUCUGUCUCUCUCUAUCUGUCUCUCUCUAUCUCUCUGUCUCUCCCUCUCUUUCUCUCUCUCUCUCUCUUCCUCUCUCUGUCUCUCUCUGUGUCUCUGUCUCUCUGUCUCUGUCUCUCUCUCCCUCUCUCUGUUUCUCUCUCUGUCUCUGUCUCUGUCUCUCUCUCUCUGUUGUUUUUUGGUUUGGUUUAGUUUUGGGGUCGUUCCUAGUGGUGCUGCAGGGACUGUGCUGUGCCCGGGAUGGCACCUGGCCCCCCUGCAUGCAAGCCCAGACCCAGCCCUGUGGCAUUUCUCCCAACCCCCCGCCCCGGCUCUCCCCAUACCCGACUGUGUUGCUCAUUUCCGUAGCCUGUGGGCACAGGGGCUGACUGUAACCCACAGACUAGAGAACCCCGGGCCCCUCCGUGGAGAGACCCAGGCACGUGUGUGUCCCCACCCCGCGUCCCCUGCGCCCGGUACGCCCUGGGGUUGCGGUGCACCGGUGGCCGAGUGUCCGUGCACCGUGCGUGCCCGGCUCCUCCCGCUCCGCCCCUACAGGAGUCCAGAUAAAAUUCCAGAUGGAAAAACCAACAGCAGAAGCCUCGAAAGGCAGCGCGCGGGGGCCCGGGAACUGUUCAGGUUAAGUGACGGCGGCUGCAUCAGGAGACCUGCAGAUCCGGAGUCGAGACGCUCCGUGCGCGGACUGUGAACAUUGAUUCCUCCGUCCCGUCUGCUCUCCCGGGGCCGGGGAUAGAGCCCGGAGCCUUACACGUGCAGGCGUGUGCUGGGAGACCGGGGAGGGGGCUGACCCCCCGCAAGGACACAGACUCCGUGCUGGGUCCCGCCCGAGCCACCCCCCGCCCUUCCUCUCCCCUCCUCCACGCGUGUGUGUUUGCAGCACUGCCCAUAACCUGCGGGAAAAUGAACGUCCCCGAGUACCUAUAAAGUGUGUAUAAAUGUG
Messenger RNA from Sorex araneus (European shrew), 4658 nucleotides. Its product is annotated as general transcription factor II-I repeat domain-containing protein 2-like. Lineage: Eukaryota; Metazoa; Chordata; Mammalia; Eulipotyphla; Soricidae. Gene Ontology annotation, cellular component: nucleus. The transcript has 16 exons. Bases 213 to 3089 code for a protein of 958 amino acids. The record is from RefSeq and is a predicted model, not a curated record.